AUGCAGCUAGAAAAGACUGGCCGAAGCAGGAUGAAUUCGAAAGCAUGUGAUCAAUGCUAUAGAUGCAAAGUCAAGUGCACAAUGGAGCUCAGUGGUUGCGGGCGCUGUCGACUGACGGGUGGCGUAUGCACGUACAGCCUGGGCAAAUGGAUGGGCCGGCCAAAGAAGUCGAGCCAGCUGACCUUGAAAGCUCAGGCAAGAGCGAUGAGAGAUACUGGAAGUGCCUCUAUAGAUCACAAGAGGAACCUUUCAAAAACACAACAAGAAUGGGAGCUGCUGUCAUCCGCUAUGAACGAUUCUGAAAUGAAUACUUUGAAUCAAGAUUCAAUAUCGUUAUUGUCGAUGGGCGAUAACAUCCUGGCCAAAGCUGAGGACUGCUACUCCACACCCGAUGAAUGCCUGAGUAUCAAUACUUCAGAUAAGAAGACAAGCCCCAGUUCCGUAUCUCCCACUUGGGCUCAAGUCAGAGAGACACCACCAAGAGGCAUAGAAAUCGGCAGCAUCUCAUCGCCACAGGAGUGCCAACAAGCCAGCUAUCAUAAGCAUCGAGACAAUUCAUACUCACAUCUGCCAACUCCACAGAGCCCAGGCUGUCCUAAUGACUUCAACUUUGGAAUAAUGGAUACGGAUUUCAUAGCUUCGUCAUCAGUUACCUUGAUAGGCAACAUCGAAAAGAACUUUGCGAUAUGUACUGAAGACAUUGAUGGCGGGCAAACACAUUCCGUGGUGGAAGAAGGAUCUACAUCUCCUAAUGAGCAAGCGUACCACUGCCAAUGCUCUCAAGUUGCGCUAGCUUGCCUCGACAAAAUCUCCAUAGUGCCGUCGGAAGCCCAGUCCAUCGACCGUCUCAACACCAUUCAGUCCGCCCUCAUGACUGCAGAGCGGCUGGUCCUCUGCACAGAUUGCCCACCAAACAUGACCAUCGCAAGAUGCUGCUUCAUCCUGGGAAACGCUCAUGAGCUGGUGAGUGAUGUGACCUCCCACGCAGGAGACGCAUCCAGCCCCACUGCCACCGUUUUGUCCCGUAAAUCAAUAGAAUACAUCAGGCGCCUCAAGCGCCGCGCUAGCAUGCUUUUUGCGGGAUUGAAAACGUUGCAAGAUCUAGGGUCCGGCGAUCGGCGUCUUUCAAACAUGCAGUCCGAGUUUCUGUCAGCACUUGCGAAUUCUUGGCUUUCUCUACCUGAUCAAGCAUCGAGACUGAAAACAAUGUCAGAAAGCUGA
This is a messenger RNA of Bipolaris maydis ATCC 48331, 1221 nucleotides long. RefSeq lists its product as uncharacterized. The record is from RefSeq and is a predicted model, not a curated record. Gene Ontology annotation, molecular function: DNA-binding transcription factor activity, RNA polymerase II-specific; zinc ion binding. NCBI's taxonomy places the organism in Eukaryota, Fungi, Ascomycota, Dothideomycetes, Pleosporales, Pleosporaceae. Gene Ontology annotation, biological process: regulation of DNA-templated transcription.